This is a messenger RNA of Chironomus riparius, 2213 nucleotides long. NCBI's taxonomy places the organism in Eukaryota, Metazoa, Arthropoda, Insecta, Diptera, Chironomidae. The record is from the annotation of a GenBank genome assembly.
CUCAAACUUUACAGUCGAUAGUAGCAUUCAUAGACAAACAAAAAAAGAACCAACCAAAUAAAUAUCGGUAGUGGGAAAGUCUUUAUCGUUAUCAAUAUUACAAUACACACUGUUUACCUUCAAUAUCUGUAGUGAGUUGCUACUGAUAAAGUAUACACAACAUGUAUUACUGAUAAAUAAAUUGAGAAAAUAAUCAGUUUGUGAAUAUAAUGACAUAAAUUUGUUCAGUUGAGUCGGAAUAUUUAUAUAUUUUAUACAUACUUCGCAAAUUAUUAGUUUUUUGGCCAAAAAUAAAAAAGAAUUUUUAAAAAAAUCGACACGCGCUGUGUGGAAAGAAAACUAAUCAAUUAACAUGUGAAGCAUAAAUUACUUAAUUUAUGAUCAACGGCUUCGAAUUUCGCUGACGGCUGUUGAAUAAUUAAUUAAUUAAAAAUAAGGAACUCAGAGUUGUAUCAAAAAAAAUAAAAAAAUAUAUCCAAUAUUUAGUUGAGUGAAAGUUUGUGGAAAAUUCCCAAAACAAUGUGCUGAUUGAAGUGAACAAAAAGCAACGUCCAUAAAUCCAAGGGAUUCUAUAGCUUAAAUUUUACGAAAAGAAAAGAAAAAAAAAUAUUUGUUUCAAGUUCAAACAAACGCACUCGAUAACUCGAUAAUUAAUGUAAUCAACACUUAAUUAAAAUAAUCAGUUUACACAUACAGCACGCCAAGCAAGCUAGCCUCCCAAGCGUCUUUACACUGUAUGAAGAAAUGAGAGGAAUUCUUUUAAUAGAAAAAACAAAUAAAUUAGGAAUUAAUUAUAUUUUAAAAACCAUUAAUUUUUAUUGAAACAUACUUUGCGCUCUUUUUCGUUCUGUGAGGAUUUUUUUUUUGUUUAUACUUUUCUCUUUAAUUAAUUAAUACUGAAUUGAAGAGAGUGAACGAGCGGUUUCAAACUGAGAUAGCACAUAUGGAAAAAUUUAGUUUAAGUAAUGUCUGAAACUGUCACAUUAAUCAUCAUGUUGAGUUUAUUUUAUACAAUUGUUGCGCUUGAGAAUCACGAUUUUGAGCUUGUGAAGCUAGUUAAACGUCAGAAUGAAGAUAUCACUUUACAUUGCAGUCUAUCGGAAAAUCACGAGGAAUUCAACAAAAAUACAUCAGUUAAUUGGUACUACUUAAGGACAUGUAAAUAUUGUGCAUUUAAUUCACUAAAUCCUAGAAAAGAAGAGUGGCAGCAAGUAGAUUGUAAUGGAUCAUGUAAAAUUAGAUUAACAUUAGACAACUCAAAUGCAUCUGAAGGAUUCUACAAGUGCAAAAUAUUUCCAUAUCAUACAAACUAUCGGACGGUGUUACAGAUUGAAAUUACUAAAGUUUUUCAAAUAGAACUAGCUGAAAACUCAAACAAUGGACUUCCAGAGAUUCUCGAUACACAAAAUAAAUUCAAAGUUGUACACAACUCACAGACAGUCCUACAAUGUAAAUGCAGGAGUAAUAAACAGAAGCCUACAAUAAAAUGGUUCAGACAGAAGUCAACUCAGAGCGAUGACAACGAUGAAGAUAGUUCAAUAACUUAUAUUGAGAGUCGACGAGCUAUAAAGUAUUUUGAAAAUUUUUAUCAGCCUAUUACGUCAUCGGGACUGAAAGAACUAGAUGAUCACAUGUAUUUAAGUAAAUUAAUUAUUAAUAAUAUUACAGAAGAUUCAAUUUAUGUUUGUGUAGCUAUAAAUUAUUUUGGAUUUGUAUAUAAAGACUUUUUAAUUAAUAUCGAACGUAUUGAUAUUGAUGAGGAAGAUAGUGACUAUGAAAGUAAUGAUAACAGUAAUAAUUUUGAUAUGAGUCACAAUCAUGACGAUAAAUCCUUUGAACUAUUUCUCAUUCCUUUGUUGCUACUUGUAGUUGUGAUUAUACAAAUAUCAACAAUUAUUUAUUUAAUGAUUUAUCGCAGUAUUAUGAAGGAGACAAAUAAACAUUUUGUGUGAAAUUCUAUUGACAUUUUAUUCCUUAAUUUCCACUUACGUAGAAAGUCAAUAAGGGAUCGUUCACUUAUGACGUCCGAAAAUAACGGUCAUUUUUCAACAGAGAACAAUGGAUUUCCAGGAAUUUCUAUUGCUCUUUUCUUGCUGACCCCCCUCCCCCUGGACGUCAUAAGUGAACGGCCCUUAACUAUAAAGCUAGCAAAUAUAGGGAGGAUUAAAAUAAAUCUUUCGGAUUAAAAUAAAUUCAAUCGAUUUAAUUUUUAU